GUGUGUGCUGAUGUUGCUGAGUUGCGCGCAUGCAGUGGGCGGUCCGCGCGUGAGAGAAAACCCCCGCGCGCGCUCCGUCUUGAUCAUCACAGUCCUCGCAGACUAGGGACUUCCAUCCGACCGCCUUCCCACCCUCAGCCCCAAACCCGAACCCAGAGCGUUUCAUGCGCGAUCGGAGGCGAUGCUGGAGUCCGGUGGCGGCGGUGGCGCGCGCGUGCUGAAGGAGGGCGCGCUGGAGAAGCGCAGCGACGGGCUGCUGCAGCUGUGGAAGAAGAAGCGCUGCGUGCUGACCGAGGACGGACUGAUGCUUCACCCACCCAAACACCACCACCACGACACCGGCUGCAAGGUGAAGGAGCUGCACUUCGCCAACAUGAAGACGGUGGACUGCGUGGAGCGCAAGGGCAAGUACGUGUACUUCACGGUGGUGAUGUCGGAGGGCCGAGAGAUCGACUUCAGGUGCCCGCAGGACGAGGGCUGGAACGCGGAGAUCACGCUGCAGAUGGUCCAGUACAAGAACCGCCAGGCGAUCCUGGCCGUCAAGUCCAGCCGGCAGAAGCAGCAGCUGCUCGUGGUCUCCGCGCAGAAGAUGCUCCGAAACGCGCAGUAGGACGUUCCCUCGCGUAUCGCGGGCUAGACGCGCAGAGCGGAGCUCGCGGGCGUCGCUUUUUAUUAGUGUCACCUCGUGCACUUGGACGCGCGCACGGACGCACUUCAUGCACUGAAAGACAUCACUUCUGAAUAACCAGCGGGAAUAUCUCCUCGGAGACUGUACGGGGGGCCGGGGCAAGUUGUCACAGCGACGUUCAGAGUCAAAAGUCCAUUUGCAUGAACGCUCGUGUAUUGUCCAGCUGUGCUUAUGCGACUUAAAUUAGGAUGGGUUCUGUGGAUUCUGCCCUUCAAAAGAGAACUGUAAUGAUUUAUGGGUAAUAUGCAUUUGGUGAAAUGUAAAACCAUGGUAAGAGUCAAAAAUAUAGAAGGUGAUUUCAGAUAAAUUGGGAAAAAUGUCCCAAUUAUCGUGAAUGAGCUACUAAUGAAGGUCCAAAUUUUUUUUUU
Cyprinus carpio (common carp) is the source of this 1056-nucleotide messenger RNA. Its product is annotated as pleckstrin homology-like domain family A member 1. Lineage: Eukaryota; Metazoa; Chordata; Actinopteri; Cypriniformes; Cyprinidae. The record is from RefSeq and is a predicted model, not a curated record. Gene Ontology annotation, molecular function: phosphatidylinositol phosphate binding. Gene Ontology annotation, biological process: positive regulation of apoptotic process.